Molecule: messenger RNA, 1437 nt
Organism: Psammomys obesus (fat sand rat)
Lineage: Eukaryota; Metazoa; Chordata; Mammalia; Rodentia; Muridae
Gene: Nudt17
Product: nudix hydrolase 17
Exons: 8
Coding region: 323-1210 (295 amino acids)
Biological process (GO): NADP+ catabolic process; NAD+ catabolic process
Cellular component (GO): cytosol
Molecular function (GO): NADH pyrophosphatase activity
Source: RefSeq, a predicted model, not a curated record
UAUGAAGACAUAAUUAAUUUGAGGCGCUCCCUGCUGAGAAGUGGAUGGGGCUGGUGGGGAAUAAUGCCAAUCCAGAAAUCAUUCUGCCUGGGGAUUACUGUCCCAAACAGAGAAGUCAGAAAUAACUCAAGAGGAAGUGAGACUAUGUGGUGGGUUUCUUUGUAGUUUAUGAACAUUUCACUCAGGGAUUGUCCCCAAAAGUUGUAUCUAAAUUUCCCAACUGGCCUGGGAAACCUGGCUUGCGUGGGCAGGCCGGAAGCCGCACGCCUCACCGUGCUGGGCCACCAGGGGGCGCCAGGCAAGCGGCGACCAGAGCAGCGCGAUGGCCGCCGCAAGGUUGCUGCUGCGCCUGGCCGGGCGUCUGGAGUCGGUGAGCUUCACACAGAGUGUGUGUGGCCUCCUGGGCGCCGGGCAGGGGCCCGGGCCGUGGUACACGCAUUGCAGCUUGGAGCGGGGACAGCUUGUCCUCUCCAGCAAUUCAUUCCCCGGCGCCUCCGAGAGGCUUCCGAUCCAGAGACCUCCUUUCUGCCCUUUUGCGGCUCUGGACCAGCAGCCUGGGGUCUCCAGGACCGAGCUGCUCACAGAUAGAGGUGUGGAUCUGGGUGUGGCAGUCAUUCUCCAGUCCAGUGACCAGACGGUCUUGUUGACCCGAAGGACAUGCACUCUCCGCAUUUCCCCCAACGUCUGGGUCCCUCCAGGUGGGCACAUGGAGCUGGAUGAGGAGAUCCUGGAGUGCGGGCUUCGAGAGCUGAGGGAAGAGUCUGGACUACAGCUGCCCCAGAAGCAGUUCUCUUGUGUCCUCCUGGGGUUAUGGGAGUCUGCCUACCCUCCUAGGCUGAGCUGGGGUUUCCCCAAAUACCAUCACCUCAUUUUCUAUGUACUCGUCAUGUCCCAGGAGUCACAGCAGCAGCUCCAGGCCCGGAUCCAAGUAAACCCAAAUGAGGUGAGUGCCUUUAUGUGGCUGGGACCAGACGUAGCCAAGGCUGUGGCUGCCACAGAGGACGGGACGGAGACACCCAGACGCCUUUCCCAGGACCUACCACCCUCUCUCAGCGCAACCGAGCUGAAGGACAAUGGAGGAACCAGGCCUCUGGUCCUGCCCGUGUCCACACUCAUGCGGACAACUCCCAACACAGAAGAGAACAAAGAAAGGGUCAGUGCUGGAACCAAGUUUGCCCUCAGGCUCUGGCUGCAGCAUCUGGGCAGAUGAAGGUAAAAGUGAAGUUCACGUGGACUCCGGACAGGCAAAGGAAGGAUGGUGGCCUGUGAGAAAGCGUGGCAGAGACGUGAGCGCAAUACCUAUGAUCUCCCUCGCAAAGCUGUCCUCUGGUCUCCACAUGCAAAAGCACGGCACCGAUGCCCACAUGCACAGUAAUAAACACUUUUAAAUGUUUUUAAGUGUGAUGGUAGAGCACAGAUCCUCUUCCCCACAAACAG